Molecule: messenger RNA, 1728 nt
Organism: Hyaloperonospora brassicae
Lineage: Eukaryota; Oomycota; Peronosporomycetes; Peronosporales; Peronosporaceae
Source: the annotation of a GenBank genome assembly
AUGCCGCUGGAAGACGUGCUGCAGUUGGUGCAGGCCGAAGUGCAGACCAAGACGCUUCGAGCUUCGACCGUGCGGCAUGCAGUGGACUCGUUCUACUUCUACUGCGCGCAACGGGUGGAGAAGGUGGAGCUCACGGACGCUUUUCGGCGACAAGUGCUGCGAUACUUUAUCCAGGAGCUCUUUGUCGACGACUUGGCGCGACCGUUUGUGCUUGGACAGUCACUGAACGAAGCAGUUUUUGGCUCAAUCAUCAAGUUGUACCUUGCAGGAGGCGACGUAGAGGCGGCCUGGAUGCUGGUGCAUAGGCUCAUGCGUGCAGUAAGACGAGUGAACGAGCUCGAAGCUCCGAAACUGCACUUUCGGACUGUCGGUCCGUUGCUCGAGCACGAGUGCCGCCUCGAUGAAUUCCAGAGUGCGUAUUCGAAAUGGCAACAGCUGAAGCAGCACGGUAUAGAGUGGACAAAUGCGAUGGAGGAUGCGUUGGUGCACAUGGUGAUUGCGUGUGUAAAGCACAAUGAGCGACAGAGGAACUCGUUGUCCGAGACGGUGGAGGAAGAGAAUUCACGCGACUUGCACUUUCAUGAUCAGAUGACGUCGUUGCUGCAUGAUCUGCAGCUCACGUGUCGAGAAGUGUCUCCGUUGAACGUGGACCGACUGCAGCGUGUGUUUCGUGCUGCUGGAUACGUUGUGAAGACCGUGCCAAGUGACGCGCGAAUGCGAUCGCGGUGUCCAGGCUGUGGACACGUUUUGGGUAAGCAGGAAAUGUUGGACAGCGAACGCGAGCACAUGCUGUCUGCCAUCGGGUCCCGCCGCAGCAAAGUGCCUCCAGAAAAUACCGUGAAGGAGUAUCUAGAGCCAUUUGAGAACUGGUUGAUGCUUCGACACGAAGAGUUCAAACUGAAGACCCUGGCUGAAGGUGCAGCGGCCAGCAAGUAUCUGCACUAUGUGCUGGACGGACCCAAUAUUGCAUACAUCAACCAGAACUUUGGCGCUGGAACGUACCGUUUGGAUCAGGUUGACGCCGUCGCGAGACAGCUACAAGCGCAAGGCCAUCUCGUUAGCAUCACAAUGCCUGCGGCUUACCUCGCUGACAAGUUUGUGGUGCGCAUUCGUACAAAGCACUACAAGGAGAUGCGGCGGCAAGGUAAAUUUGUCACACGCGAACGGACGGCCGAGGAGAAGGCGAUUCUUGCACGCUGGUACAACGAGGACAUGAUCUAUAGUUGCCGCACCGACUUUCUGUCCGACGAUCUUUUUUGGCUGUACGCGAGCGUGCUGAUGGGACGUCAAGGCCGCGUGGUGACGAACGACCAGGGCCGCGACCACGUCUUUGCUCUCCUCAACAGCCACACCACUACUGGCGAGGGUUCUCGAUCGCACAAGAGUGGCAAGGCAAGUCUACACCCAUCCAGUGACCAUUUGGGCAUUGCUAACAUCUCGUUAGACCUGCUUGCUCGUUGGAGAGACCUGGCGAUCGUGAACAUUGAGAUCAAACACGAAGAAGUCGAGCACAGUGCGGCAGCCGGAUGCGACCCCACUGCGCUGAUUCCAGUCGAGUCCAUCCGACUGCUCCAUCCGCAGCCGUUCUCGCGGGUCCCACAAGUGACAGCCCCUCGGCAUUUCCACUUUCCAAUCGCGGACCAAGCAGCCAGUACAGAGCAUCGAAGCCAAGUACAGCAGAAACGCACUCGAUGGCUCUGUGCGUAUCGUGAAGACGCCAUGAACUAG